Panonychus citri (citrus red mite) is the source of this 965-nucleotide messenger RNA. RefSeq names its product AP-2 complex subunit sigma (gene AP-2sigma). The record is from RefSeq and is a predicted model, not a curated record. Gene Ontology annotation, biological process: intracellular protein transport; clathrin-dependent endocytosis. The coding region runs from base 249 to 677 and encodes 142 amino acids. Gene Ontology annotation, cellular component: intracellular membrane-bounded organelle; AP-2 adaptor complex; membrane coat. Lineage: Eukaryota; Metazoa; Arthropoda; Arachnida; Trombidiformes; Tetranychidae. Gene Ontology annotation, molecular function: clathrin-cargo adaptor activity. The transcript is spliced from 4 exons.
CUUGAUUAUUAUUUUGAUUCCGGUUGAUUUUUAAUUGUUAAUUGUUUCACUAUUGUGGUCAUUUUUUGGAAAAUCAAAUUGACGAUUAAUUGUUAAUGAGAUCCCAUUGAUUUCUAGUUUAAACAAUUCGGACAACAGAUUGAGUCUUAUAACCUGAAAAUACUAUUUCAAGUGUAACUGUUGGUAUUUUUUGACAGUUUAUAUCUGGUUGUAAAUUCUGGUUUCAAAUAUUAAUUUGCUUCUUGAAAAUGAUUCGGUUCAUUCUUAUUCAAAACCGUGCUGGUAAAACUCGUCUCGCCAAAUGGUAUAUGAAUUUUGAUGAUGAUGAGAAACAAAAGCUGAUUGAAGAAGUACACGCUGUUGUUACCGUGAGAGAUGCUAAACACACAAAUUUCGUUGAGUUCCGAAACUUCAAAAUAGUAUAUCGUCGAUAUGCUGGACUUUACUUUUGUAUCUGUGUCGAUGUUUCCGACAAUAAUCUUGCCUAUCUUGAGGCUAUUCACAAUUUUGUUGAAGUUCUUAAUGAAUAUUUCCAUAAUGUCUGUGAACUUGAUCUGGUUUUCAAUUUCUACAAAGUCUACAGUGUUGUCGAUGAGAUGUUUCUUGCUGGUGAAAUUAGAGAGACUAGUCAAUCGAAAGUGUUAAAACAACUUCUCAUCUACAAUUCAUUGGAAUAAUAAUAUUAAUUUAGAACCAGUUAAUUUAAAUGACCCAUUAAAUUGGAAAACAAUUGUUUACAAAUUGUGUGUUAAUCAACUCAAUCUAUUCCCUGAACAAUAAUAUUUAUAUCUAUGUUAUAAUCUCUCCAGAAACAAAAUUUUUUAAUCAAAUUAACCGUAAUCAAUUAAUUUUCAAGGGUGAAAAGAUAAUUAUCAACUAUCUUUUAUGUUGAUUUAAUCAUUUACUGUGCUAUUCUGUUUGAUUAAGAUCCAUAUUGUUAAUUAAAAAGUAAUAUUCCAUGUUAA